UUUUUACUCUCCGAAACACAUUGAACGCGUCGUGGUUGGGAAGAACUGUUCGGAGCUUACCGGCGAUGAAAAUGAGCCACAUUUUUACUGGAAACUCAAACAGAACUCUCUAGAAACCGUCUAAAUGGAGAUGGCAUAUUUCAAGAACAAUUUUUGGGGAGAGAAAAAUGCUGGUUUCGAUGUUCUCUACCACAACAUGAAGCAUGGACAAAUCGCCACCAAAGAGCUGGCUGAGUUUGUGCGUGAGAGGGCGGCCAUUGAGGAAACCUACUCUAAAUCCAUGAGUAAACUGGCCAAGGUGGCUAGCAAUGGAAGCCCUCUUGGCACGUUUGCCCCCAUGUGGGAUGUGUUCCGUGUGUCCUCUGACAAACUGGCCCUCUGCCACCAGGAGCUCAUGAGAAAGAUGAAUGACCUAAUCCGUGACAUCAACAAGUACAGCGAGGAGCAGGUUAAAAUUCACCGCAAGACAAAAGAGGAGGUGAUCGGAACUCUGGAGGCUGUCCAAUCUCUUCAGGUGCAGAAUGCCCACCUGCAGAAGUCCAGAGAAUGCUACCACAGCAAGUGUGUAGAGCUGGAGAGACUACGCAAAGAGGGAGCGCCUCAGAAAGAGCUGGAAAAGGCUGAACUGAAAUCUAAGAAGGUGGCUGAGUCUUUUGCAGCAUCUAUAGAGAAGUUUAACCGUGCUGGAGGAGACUUUGAACAGAAGAUGAGUGAAUCGGCACAGAAAUUUCAGGAUAUUGAGGAGGCUCAUUUACGACAGAUGAAACUACUGAUCAAAGGAUAUUCCCACUCCAUUGAAGACACGCACGUACAGGUUGGGCAGGUCCAUGAGGAAUUCAAGCAGAAUGUGGAGAAUAUUGGAACUGAGAACCUCAUUCAGAAGUUUACAGAGCAGAAGGGAACGGGGAAGGACAGACCAGGUCAAGUCGGGUUCGAGGAGUAUUUGUCCUCACUGGUACCUGAGAACAGUAAAAAGAGUCGUGCGAAAGCCUUCAGGAUCCCUGGAUUGGGAAAGAGAGACAAGGAGCCUAACUCGACGGAUUCAGCUAACGCAGAUGCUCUUAACUCACCCCUCGAUGUGGAUGACGAGGGCUUUGUGGUACGUGCUGACGUCAACCAGAAUGGUGGUGCUGCUGAGGAAAAAGAAGUCAAUGUUUACUCCAGCGACUCGGACUUUGAUGAUGAAGAACCCAAGAAAUUUCACAUUCAGAUCCGACCGUUCGCCAGCAAUAGCCGUGGCAACUCGGCAGCCAAUGAAAUUGAACUGAAGGCCACGGUGGGGGCGUUGACCCUGGCCACUAACAGAACGGUGUCAGUAAAGAAGCAGCUCUCACGAAACUCCAGUUCAGCUGGUCGAUCUGAAGGGGAAGGAGAAAGUGUUCCUCAGAGAGAUUUGUUCUUGCAAUGUCACAACAAAUUACAGGGAUGCAAACUCAUGAGGGGCGAAAAAGAUGGAGAACAUGAGGGUCUGCACAUAUCCACAUCCAGCCCAGACCAUAGCAGGUUGAGCUCCACAGCAUCCGGUUCUGAUGCUCUUUUUGGACCUCCUCUGGAGUCAGCCUUUAAAUCCCACAGCUUUAAUGGCAGAGAGCAGCUCCAGAACGCCUUUGCUGCAUCUGAAUAUGCAGCAUUCUCCUCUGAUUCAUCCUCUCCUGAGAAUGUGGAGGACUCUGGGCUGGAUUCACCUUCCCAUCAGCCUCUUGGGUUGUCCCCAGAGCCCACUGGUUGGGCAGCCUGGCCCCCUACUCAGUCUCAGUCUAAAGACUCUGUGAGCAAGGGCAGAUCCUCUGACCCCUUUCUAGCUGUGUACCGUGAUCCCUCACCGGGUCGGUCUCCUCUCACACAAGACGACCCCACCAAAGCCUGGCCUUCUAAUAUACGCUCUCCACAUGCACCACCCGACAUCGAGCCCACCACCUUCAGCUUCCCGGCAUUCUCCCACAGCCUUGCAUCUUCGGAACUGGAACCCUCUGUCUGGAGUUGUAAACACAUACCGCCGGAAGACCCCUUCUUUGCUGCUUUUGAGCAGUUGGCCCCCAAAGGUAAUCUGCCUCCGCCUGAUGCCUGGGCCCUGCCUCCUCCUCGACCCACCAGGGACAGUAGAGGUGUGGAGGGCCAUAUCGACCCCUUUUCUGUUUCUCUAAAUGACACUAAGACCCUACCUCCCCCUUCUUCUAAGCACAAGGACCGAGACAGGAAAAGAGAUCAUGGUGUCCCACCUCCAGAGUCACCAGACGAUCCAUUCGCCAUUACUAUUAUUGGCAGUCCGACGCAUCAAUCGUCACUGGCAGUGCAGGCAGCUGCUCAAAGCAAAGGCAGUGGGAAUAGGCCGACACCCAGUCCUAAACUCGCCCCCAGUUCUCUCCCAAAGAAAGAGCUGGUGAACUGGAACUCUGUGCAUAACCCCUUCAGUGAGGGUGUUCAGAACAAUAGCACCAUCACUCAAGAGUCAACCAAAAAGCAGAAAUCUUUCAACAAUGAGCCUCACAGGAAUGGACCACCACUCACACGGCAUUCAGGGCCGCAGGAGGACCUCUGCUUCUCUACGGACAAAGACCAGAACUGCCUGGAAAGUAACACACAACCAGCCUACCAUCAUAGUUUCAGGCAGGACAGCACUGAGCGUCUGGCAUUGGCUCCUCCUCGCUCUGUUCGGUCCAUGCGCUCCUCAGGCAGACUCAGUGGCUGUGAGCGGUCUAGGUCACUGUGCUCUUCUCCAUUGCCUGACCCAAGCCCUCCCCUCACCUCCUCAUCCUCUUCCAGCCCCAGUGAUUGGGGGGUGCAGAACCACGUUCCCAACCCAGCCCGAGGUUUGUCUCGAGGACCCAGUCCCAUUUCUCUGAGCACUCAGGAUUCCUGGCCUGUGGCUGCAGCCAUUACAGAGUACAUUAAUGCCUAUUUCAAAGGAGGAGAACACAACCGCUGUCUAGUUAAGAUCACUGGUGACCUCACCAUGUCAUUUCCUGCUGGCAUCACCCGUGUUUUUACAGUAAACCCUAACACACCAGUACUAAGCUUCCGACUGGUCAACGUCUCUCGAGUGGACCACUUCUUACCUUAUCAAAAGCUACUCUACAGUGAUCCGUCUCAAAGUGACCCAGACUCCAAAGAUUUCUGGUUCAACAUGCAGGCCUUAACACUCCACCUGCAGAGAGAGGCGGAGCUCAACCCACAGGCCUCCUAUUACAAUGUGGCUCUGCUUAAAUACCAGGCAUCGUCUCAGGAUCCAGGUCGUGCUCCUCUUUUGCUGUCUGCAGAGUGCCAACGUAGUGGCACGGUGACCCGUGUGUCUCUGGAUUACCACUGCUGCCCCGCGACUGCCCCGGCCACCCAGCUGACCUCGGUACAAGUGCUGCUGCCUCUUGAUCACACCGCCACAGACCUGCAGUGUCAGCCAACUGCAUCCUGGAACAGAGAGGAAAGACGACUACUGUGGAAACUGCCUAACCUCUCCCCGACCAAUCAUAGCAAAGGCUCUGGCACAUUGUGCGCCAGUUGGCAGUGCCUGGAGGUGCCCCGCGGUCCACCCCCAAGUCUGGCCGUGCAGUUUGUGGGUUUGGGGGCUUCUCUCUCAGGCAUGGACGUGGAGCUUGUUGGUAGCCGGUACCGCAUGUCACUGGUGAAGAAGAGGUUUGCCACAGGAAAGUAUAUGGCCGGUUGUUCUUUGUGAGAGAGGUGAUUGUGUCUUGUCCGGUACCACAGAGGCACAACAACAUUUGCACUUUUUAACCCCCCUGGGCUGGUGGAGCUUUCCACGUGCUACAGUCCUGUAGAAGAGUUCAUAUUGUACAGCGAGUGUGACAUGUAUGGGAAAUAGGUAAUACUCAAUACCCAUGAUGCAUUUAUUCUAGGAAAAGUAUGAACUGGAAAUGGGGACCACAACCAGCCUGAGAUCUGGCGAUCCGUUAUUGGUCUAUGAAGGCUGAACAGAUUAUAAACUCAAGAAUUUAACUUUUAUCUGUAUAGAAUUGUUUGUUCUGUGUGCAAACUAUACCUUUAACAUUUGCAAGUUUGAAAAACUGGAUGUACAUUUUUCUUUUUCAUUUUUUGUGAAAAUGUGUGACUGAUUAAGUAUAAACAUGUAUAACAGAUAUGACAAUUCUAAAAUUAUAUUGACAGAAAAAUGUCUUUCAUGUUCUAGUAUUCAAGAAAACUUUUAAAUGAAAAGCUUGUUUGAGUCUAUUUGUUUAGAUUUAGUGUUUUCAGUUCCGUCUCCCCAUAAGAAAUGACAAGCCAAAUUGACUUCAAAUCAUGUGCAGGAUAUAAAUGAUAGAAAUCAAUUAAAUAUUAGUUACUUGUAAAAAUGGCAAUUCUUGAUAUCAGAAAUUGAAUUAUUACUAGUUAAAAUGUGCUAAUUUUUAUGAAAUUAAAAUGUGCUAAUUAUUAAUUAAAAUUAA
Xyrauchen texanus (razorback sucker) is the source of this 4397-nucleotide messenger RNA. Its product is annotated as F-BAR domain only protein 1-like. Gene Ontology annotation, biological process: clathrin coat assembly; clathrin-dependent endocytosis. The record is from RefSeq and is a predicted model, not a curated record. Gene Ontology annotation, cellular component: plasma membrane; clathrin-coated vesicle; clathrin-coated pit. Lineage: Eukaryota; Metazoa; Chordata; Actinopteri; Cypriniformes; Catostomidae.